CUUUGCUACGAAGUAUUCAAGAAGUCCGAAAGAGGCAAAUACGAUAAACAGCAUGGUAUACAUGGUUGGAGCGGUUUCGAUGCCACUGUUCGGUGUUGCCAUCGACAGAGUGGGUCGUAACCUGUACUUCCUGAUGACCGGCCUCGUCCUGGGGCUGACCAGCCAUAUCAUGAUGACCUUCACCUUUGUGGAGCCGUACGUAUGCACGGUGAUUCUUGGUCUAGGAUACUCCUUGGUAACCACCACAUGUUGGCCCCUGGUGUCCUUCGCGGUCCCUCUGAGGUACCUCGGUACUGCGUUCGGAAUCAUGGGCACCAUUAUUUCUGUGGGGCAGGCCAUUGAUACGUAUUUUGUUGGCUUCAUCGUGGACACUGCCGGCUAUCUGGUCCUCGAAGUGUUCUUUACCAUGUGCGUCAUCUGUUCAAUGAUAGCAGCUGAGUUGUUGUAUUUACGGGACGCGUCAACAGGUGGCCUUCUGAAUCUAAGUACAAAACAACGUGCAGUUUUUCAAGCAACAUGUGUGAGACAGACUUUGUAG
Messenger RNA from Dreissena polymorpha, 538 nucleotides. Its product is annotated as major facilitator superfamily domain-containing protein 1-like. NCBI's taxonomy places the organism in Eukaryota, Metazoa, Mollusca, Bivalvia, Myida, Dreissenidae. The coding region runs from base 53 to 538 and encodes 161 amino acids. Gene Ontology annotation, molecular function: transmembrane transporter activity. Gene Ontology annotation, biological process: transmembrane transport. The record is from RefSeq and is a predicted model, not a curated record. The transcript is spliced from 6 exons.